CAUCAUCAUCAUCACGGUUCUAGUUUCACUUCUGCUGCACAGCCUACUGAACUUCCGAUGCGUAGUCGAACUCGCUCUUGUGUAUCGAAAGUGCCAGUGUUUAGUUCUUCCGCACGAAAAUAAUCAAUACGAACAUCGUUUCACUAAUUUGACUCGUGUUCGUCAUGUGGGCCCGACUUCGGACAGCAUUGACGUCCGGCUGCUCAAGUAGGAACUUGACGCUAACAAGGCUCAGAUGCACUGCAACAGCAAGUUCUGCAGGGUCACGCCAGUCUACGGUCUUUGAAGAAAACCGCAGUAAAUUCGACGCACUUGUACAUCAGUGGUGGGACCCGGAAGGCGAAUUCUCUGCUUUGGCGAGAAUGAACGCAUUGCGCAUUCCUUUGAUUAGAGAUGGUCUCUUGCAAACUGGAAGGUCGGCUGUGACACCGUCCGCUACAUCGAGAACAAAACCGCUGCUGGGUCUGAAAAUUCUCGAUGUUGGAUGUGGUGGCGGCUUGCUUUCUGAGCCACUUGCCAGGCUAGGUGCUACAGUGACUGGAAUUGAUCCUACACCUGGAAGCAUUGAUGUUGCAAGAACACAUGCAGACCGAGAUCCUGAAAUUAAGAACAACAUAUCUUACGAGGCAACUGAAAUUGGCGCUCUACUACAACGUGGCGUAAAAUAUGAUGCAGUGGUAGCCAGCGAAGUUGUUGAACAUGUUCAGAAUUACUCAAGCUUCAUCAAGUCCUGUGUCGAGCUGACAGAGGAUGGCGGUUCCCUCUUCUUCACAACAAUCAACCGUACAGUUCCAUCAUAUUUAAUAGCCAAGAUUGCUGCUGAAUACGUAUUUCGCAUUGUGCCACCUGGUCUCCAUGACUGGAACAUGUUUGUGCCACCAGAGCAGAUGGAGGAAGCCCUAGAAUCAAGUGGCUGCUACGUCCGGCUUGUCCAUGGCACCAUGUACAACCCGCUCACUCGCGCGUGGAGCUGGGUGGACUGCACGAGCUUGACUUACGCGCUUCAUGCCGUGAAGGACAAGGUGUGAAGACGCGUCACACCAGCCGCUGAUACGAAAAAUGCGAAAAUGCGGCACGCACGCAGUCAUGUUCUACAAAAUAAAUGUCUAUACGUUUUC
This is a messenger RNA of Dermacentor andersoni, 1118 nucleotides long. Its product is annotated as ubiquinone biosynthesis O-methyltransferase, mitochondrial-like. Gene Ontology annotation, biological process: ubiquinone biosynthetic process. Lineage: Eukaryota; Metazoa; Arthropoda; Arachnida; Ixodida; Ixodidae. Gene Ontology annotation, molecular function: 3-demethylubiquinol 3-O-methyltransferase activity; polyprenyldihydroxybenzoate methyltransferase activity. Gene Ontology annotation, cellular component: mitochondrion. The record is from RefSeq and is a predicted model, not a curated record.